AUGGUACAAAUCACUGCGGGCCAUGCCUAUCUCCGUGCCAUUGAAAAGAAUAUCGCACCAAAAUGGGCCCCUGAUAUUUUGAUUUUAAGCUUGAUUUCACCUUGUUUCAAGCGACAUUCAGCUAACUAUUUAGCAAAUAUGCUGGGGUGGUUGUCUGGUUCAGGACGCGGUGAAUACACGGGCUUUACUGAAGAUUCUAAAGUCCAGGAUCCCCCCGAAACCCCAGCCCCUGUCUUUGCCUUUCGAGCCUUUAAAAGUGCCUUUGUAGGCACCCCAGGCCCCGAUGCAACCAACGAUGAACUUACUGUUCCCAUCAAAACAUUGAAACCUACCAUUCAUCACAAGAGCGUCGAUAUAAAUGUACCACCAAAACAAGAAAAGCCCUCCCCAAUAGAUAUGCAGCCAUCACUCCCCAAGCCAGAUGAACUUACGCAACCUAUGGCAUCGCCCACAAAGAGCAUUCUACUCACACCAGGGACCGCCUCUACGCGACGGAAGACAGUGUCAUUUGGUGAAGGGGUGGUGGAUAAUGAACGAAAAAGGUCCCCUUUCGAAUCCACGGCCUAUAACGGCAAUAUCAGCGGACAAUGGACAUGUAAACAACAUGUAGGAAAUGGAAGAAAUCGAAGCAAACUCACUCAGUCACUCAUAGAAGCUCGGGGACAGAAAAUAAGUAACGAAAAGAAACUGAAUGAAAAUGACGAGCUUUUCGAUAUUGUUAUUCAAAAACAUCCCACGCGGGUCAAGGAGAUCUUCCAAUCGGGUAAAACAGAACAAGACGAGGAAGACGAAGACGAAGAUGACUCAACGACAAACCUUAACGAACCCCGUUCACAGUCUGGAAUAUACUGGAAGUCUGAAUUUGACAGUUAUAGAGCUAGGACUGAUCGCGAGAUUACAAAACUCAUUGAAUAUAGAUCUGUCGCGAAGUCCUACGCGAAGAAAAAAGAGUUGGAAAUGCGGCGUUUGUCUGAUAAGUUGAAACGAGAAGAAGCCAAAGUUGCUGAAAUGGAGCUCCAUGUUUCCAAGCUUGCAGCUGGAAUGGCGGAUAGAACUAGCAACAAGGCUUCGAAUGAAGCAAUGUUCAAGGAGUUGUCCAAGCAAACCGCCUUGGCUGUACAAUAUAAGCGCAAAACAGACUCACUACGGAAGGCCCUAAAGCAACAUGGAGUCCUGGACAGUGAUGGCGAGUCCCCAGGAAAAAAUUCGGGCUCUGAUGAUGUUUGCCUGAAGUUACUUGAGACAGAAAAGGCGCUGGAGCUGGCUAACGCCAAGCUCAACGAUGCUGAAAACAACAAACCAGAUACGAAAAAACUUCAGGAUCUAGUUGAGAGUUCGGAACGUAAAGCUAGCGAACUUCAAAAAGAAAACAAAGCACUGAAACAAAGUCUCUCCAGGUUCAAGGAGGAAAUGGCUAACUAUGAGGACCGGCGACAAGCAAAGGAAGAAAGACUAAAACAGAAAGAACAGAAGCUUCAAGAUCGUAUUCAAGAAUAUAAAAAUCGCCUCCACGAGGAAAGACAACAGCACCAAGAUGCAGAGAGAUUUUUGAAGCAGUCAUUCACCGACGAAAAACGAUACAUGCAGGAUAUAAUUGACUCACUCCGUCACGACAUAUCCACGGUGGGACAAAAUUCUCACAACCAUACCAAGCGGAAGAGCGAAACAAGGGUGUUUCCGAACCAUAUAGAGAUGCGACAGGGGGAUGGCUUACAGGAUAUGCAUGAUAGGAAAUUUAGCCCGCGGAAGGGGACCGCAACGGGGACCAGAAUCACUCAAGGUCACAGGGAUACAAUAGAAAGUCCUAAGAGAGGUAAUACCCAAAAUCAGCGUAUUCUCAACUGUGACAUACCUCGAAAUAAUGGUGAUGGGCAGAUCGAUAUGGAAUUGCAAUCACGUCCAUUUGGGCGAGACGCGACGCGGGCAGAGAACACUAGACCGAUUAGAAAAGGUUCAUUGAUCGAUUGCAGCGAGGAAGACGAGCCACUAUAUGAUCUGGAAGACUCUCUCGCACGACCUAGAAGUCGAGAUACCGCACCCUUCCUUGAUCGAAACGGCCCCUCCAUCCCUCCAUCAUCUCCACCCGCACAUCAAUCAAUAGAGAACCACCCAGAAUUUUCCAUAUCAACCCCAAGAACAAAACUACACAUCCAACCCCGCACAACAAUAUCUCCCAGACCCUCCAUGGUUCACAUGUCACCAAAACCCAAUGCCCUUUCAAAACAAUCAAGCCAAUAUCAUCACCAUCUCAGACGCAAGGCCAGUGCGGCUCGAAUAUCCCUUAGGGCUUCUUCCAAAGUUGGAGCGCCGGCCUCUUCAGGGCUGAAUCGUCGAAUUCCCCCGCUCGACAAGUCAAUACCCCCUGGAAGUGAUCCGGCCAACAGUCCUGCUGGUAUGAAACGUGAUGCGCUCCCUGCGGAUAGAGUGGCGGCAGCUAUGAGACGGCUCAAACUUAAGGAGAAAAGGUGGAAUGCUGACGGGAAGGAGAAUGUCUGGUCAGGUUGA
This is a messenger RNA of Paracoccidioides brasiliensis Pb18, 2505 nucleotides long. RefSeq lists its product as uncharacterized. The record is from RefSeq and is a predicted model, not a curated record. The transcript has 2 exons. Bases 1 to 2505 code for a protein of 834 amino acids.